Odobenus rosmarus divergens (Pacific walrus) is the source of this 2724-nucleotide messenger RNA. RefSeq names its product putative ATP-dependent RNA helicase DDX11-like protein 8-like (gene DDX11). The record is from RefSeq and is a predicted model, not a curated record. Gene Ontology annotation, biological process: establishment of sister chromatid cohesion; nucleobase-containing compound metabolic process. Gene Ontology annotation, cellular component: nucleus. Bases 1 to 2724 code for a protein of 907 amino acids. Gene Ontology annotation, molecular function: DNA binding; DNA helicase activity; ATP binding. Lineage: Eukaryota; Metazoa; Chordata; Mammalia; Carnivora; Odobenidae. The transcript is spliced from 26 exons.
AUGGCUAAUAAAACCCAGGAGGUUGGUGGUAUCCAUUUCCCUUUUCCCUUCACACCCUAUUCCAUCCAGAAAGACUUCAUGGCAGAGCUAUAUCAGGUGUUGGAGGCUGGCAAGAUUGGAAUAUUUGAGAGUCCGACUGGCACUGGAAAAUCUUUAAGUCUUAUUUGUGGGGCCCUUUCCUGGCUCCGUGACUUUGAGCAGAAGAAACAUCAAGAAGAGGCACGUCUCCUUGAAACUGGAACUGUCCCCUUAAGUGACGGGCAGGAGCAGCCCCUGUCUCUCUCAUCCUCCUGCGAAGAGACCCCAGACACCCUGAGGCCUGUGGGAGAGCCUGACUGGGUGACUCAGUUUGUGCAGAAGAAAGAAGAAAGGGACCUGGUGGACCGACUGAAGGAGGAGCAGGUCAGGAGGAAGAAGCGAGAGGAACGCCUGCAGCAGAUCCGUCAAAAUGCACAGCUCAAGUAUGCAGCCAAGCGCGUGAGACAAGAGGAAGAAGAGAUGGAGCGCGUCCUCCGCCUCAGCAGGGAGGCGCUGGCGGCAGGGGCAGCCGCUGAGCUGCCAGAGCAGCCAGCGUGUGGGGAGGAGGACCUGGUCCUCGCCGAGUAUGAGAGCGACGAGGAGAAGGGAGCGGCUGGCGGAGUGGACCAGGAUGAGGAUGGCCCGGAGGAGGAACAUGUAACUAAGAUUUACUACUGCAGUCGGACGCACUCCCAGCUGGCUCAGUUUGUGCACGAGGUACAGAGGAGCCCCUUUGGCAAGGACACCCGGCUUGUCUCCCUCGGCUCUCGGCAGAAUCUUUGUAUAAACGAAGAUGUGAAAACCCUGGGUUCUGCGCAGCUCAUCAAUGACCGCUGCAUGGAGAUGCAGAGAAGCAAACGCGGUAAGAAGAGCAGAGCUGAGGAAGAGAAGCCCAAGAGGAGAAAGCAGGAGCGCCGGGCCACCUGCCCCUUCUAUGGCUACGAGCAGCUGCAGCUCCUCCGAGACCAGGUCCUGGUGGGGGUGAAGGACAUUGAGCAGUUGGUGGCGCUGGGGAAGGAGGCUCGGGCCUGUCCCUAUUACGGGAGCCGGUCUGCCAUUCCAGCAGCCCAGCUCGUGGUGCUACCCUACCAGAUGCUGCUGCACGCGGCCACCCGCCAGGCCGCGGGCAUCCAGCUGCAGGGCCAGGUGGUGCUCAUCGACGAGGCGCACAACCUGAUCGACACCCUCACGGGCAUCCACAGUGCGGAGGUCAGCGGUUCCCAGCUCUGCCAGGCCCAUUCCCAGUUGCUCCAGUAUAUGGAACGAUAUGGGAAGCGUCUGAAGGCCAAGAACUUGAUGUACAUCAAACAGAUCCUGUAUCUGUUGGAGAAGUUUGUGACUGUGUUGGGUGGGAACACGAAGCAAAAUCCCAACACACAGAGCCUUUCGCAGACAGGGACAGAGCUGAAGACCAUUAAUGACUUCCUCUUUGAGAGCCAGAUCGACAACAUCAACCUGUUCAAGGUGCAGCGCUACUGUGAGAGGAGCAUGGUCAGCAGGAAGCUCUUCGGCUUCACAGAAAGGUACGGCACAGUCCUCGCACCCUCCAGGGAGCAGCCCAAACUGGCUGGGUUCCAGCACUUCCUGCAGAGCCUGCAGCCCACAGUGACCCAGACCUCUGUGACCCCUGUGGAGGAGGGCGAGGCCAGGGUGCCACGGCUGGCUUCCCCGCUGAUGCACAUCGAAUCCUUCCUAGCAGCCCUCACCACUGCCAACCAGGAUGGCAGGGUCAUCGUGAGCCGCCAAGGAAGCCUUAGUCAGAGUAGCCUCAAAUUCUUGCUCCUGAAUCCAGCUGUGCACUUCGCCCAGGUGGUGAAGGAAUGCCGGGCCGUGGUCAUCGCAGGGGGCACCAUGCAACCGGUGUCUGACUUUCGGGAGCAGCUGCUGGCUUGUGCUGGGGUGGAAGCUGAGCGAGUGGUGGAGUUUUCCUGUGGUCACGUGAUCCCUCCAGACAAUAUCUUACCCCUCGUCAUCUGCAGUGGGCCUUCCAGCCAGCAGCUGGAGUUCACGUACCAGAAGAGAGAGCUGCCGCAGAUGAUGGAUGAGACUGGUCGCAUUCUCUGUAACCUGUGCACUGUGGUCUCUGGAGGGGUGGUCUGUUUCUUCCCCUCCUAUGAGUACCAACGCCAGGUCUAUGCCCACUGGGAUAAGAGUGGUCUGCUGGCCCGCCUGGCUGUCAAGAAAAAGAUAUUUCAGGAACCCAAGAGAGCAAACCAGGUGGAGCAGGUGCUGAUGGAGUAUUCCAGGUGCAUUAAGUGCUGUGGCCAGGCGGGAGGCACGGUGACAGGUGCUCUGCUCCUCUCUGUGGUUGGAGGAAAGAUGAGUGAAGGUAUUAACUUCUCUGACAACCUCGGCCGGUGUGUGGUCAUGGUAGGCAUGCCCUACCCCAACAUCAAGUCUCCAGAGCUGCAAGAGAAGAUGGCCUACCUGGAUCAGACCCUACCCAGAAGCCCAGGUCAGCCACCACCAGGGAAGGCUUUGGUGGAGAACCUGUGUAUGAAGGCUGUCAACCAAUCUAUAGGCAGGGCCAUCAGGCACCAGAAGGAUUUUGCCAGCAUAGUGCUUCUGGAUCAGCGGUAUGCCCGCCCACCUAUCCUGGGCAAGCUGCCAGCCUGGAUCCGAGACCGUGUGCAGGUCAAAGCCACCUUUGGUCCUGCCUUUGCUGCUAUGAGGAAGUUUCAUCGUGAGAAGUCUGUCCCUUCCUGA